CAGCAACCCGCCGCCGGCAUGUUCAACGUAGAGAGGGACGUUGGGGCCCCGCCAGUGGCACCAGCAGCCAGCAUGCAGCUGAAACUCAACGACAUCCAAAGUUACUUGAAGUCCCUCGACAAAAGCAAAAAGGGAGAAGCAAAUCAAACAACCACCACCACCACCACCACCACCACCGCAUCUACCGCUGCCAUUCAUAGCGACCCCGUUAAGGACCGGGAGCCUGUGUCAUUAAUGUGGGGUAUUGGAGAUACGACAGCCUACGUAGGACGCUUGUUUACCUAUCCGCUACCAAAUGAUGCUUUCAAAGGAGACAUAAAGUCAUUCAAGGUGAUGGAGGCCGGCAAGACGACCCUACCCAAGUGGUUGUAUUUCAACGUUGAGACUCGUACCUUCUCUGGAGUCCCGAAACCAGCAGACAUCGCCCAGUAUUACAUCGAGGUUGUGGCACAGGCCGAGGACCAAGGGGCUGUCAGUCAGUUUGCCAAAGACGUCUUCUCGAUUCAUGUGACCAAAGAAAGCUCGAAACCUGCCACGGCAGCAGCAAUCAGUGGCUCAUCCUCAAAGAAGAACAGCAAGGGUUCAAAUUCUCCACCAGUUGUCCGAUGCAUGCCCCAGGAGCCAGAAACAGCGUUUACGCUAAUUGUUGACGCAGACCUUGAUCAACUUUCUCCCCACAGCAUUGUGGGGCUGUUGAAGAAACUGGAGUACAAUCUAGGACUUGCACCUGAGAUGUUUAAGGUCGGUCCUGCCACCACUGGCAACAGGCCCAUCCCUCCUGUUCAUGCAGUUGCCCCAAACACAUCGUCCUCGUCCACCCUUGUAUCAGGGCCUGGUGACAUAAAAACCGCAAAACACCCCGGGGUGUUUGUCACGUGGCUGGUUGGUUGUGGCAGAGUGGAGCUACAGCACAUGAACGUUCUUGAAAGGGUGGAAUCCAUUUCGGCAAAUGGCACCUUGGCCGAGCUCCUCGGUUAUGGAGUUGUUGGGUGGCAUGUGACAAACAGACAAGUAAUCCUGCCUGAGAAGAGGGUAAGGCGUGCAGCCAUCAUGGCCACCCCGGCUGUCAUUGACAUUGCACCGACAGUCGUGGCGACAAGGACCCGUGGUCACGAGGGAGAUGGAGGCAUGACUCACCGUGUGCCCACCAUGGAGUCAUCCCUCAUACAACCGACGCGCACCCACCCGCAUUCACACAAGACCCACCACCGACAUACGGACGGAAUGACCACUCUGCACCCGUCGACCAUGGGGCCGAAAGGUGGAAGCACCCUGAAGACGAAAUCUCUGCCGGAUGGAAUGUUCACGAUGACAGGAGGAGACGUUAGUAUGACUGGAGUUGUACCGCCAAUCAUUCCAACGAAACCCUCGACAGGGAUGGCCACCAGCAUGCCCGAAUAUUGCAGUCACGCAAGAAAGCUAAAACCACGAAUAGCACACAAGAUUCCUGUGCAGGAAUUUGAGGCCGGGAAGCGAGCCUACUUCUCUGUGCCGUCUGAUACAUUCAUUGACUGCAAGGACCCCAGCGAUCGCUUGAAGCUGGGAUUUUUCCUUGAUGAUUACAAACAGAUUCCAAAAGACUUUUGGCUGCAGCCAGACUCGGCCAAUGAUAAGAGCAUGAUUGGGUUGCCAAUGGAAAGCGAUGUGGGCAACCACAACAUGACGGUGGUGGCGAUAAACAGCGAUGGAAUGACCGACUUUUUGGACUUUCUCGUGAAGGUUCUGCACAACAAGAACCUCAAGGACAAUGAGGUAACCCACAAGAUUAAAAUGAAGUUCAGUAUCGAGUACAAGAAAUUUAUGUCAAACAUCAACUCAAGGCUUGAUCUCAUUGACAAGAUUGGCAAAUUGUACGGAGAUGCAGAUGCGAGCAGCGUCACGGUGCUUGAAAUAGCAGAGGGCUCAGUGGAGGUGUCCUGGACAAACAACACUCUCGUUGGCACGAAAUGCCCCGAUGAUGCCACCAAAGUCCUUUUUGAACACCUGGUUGAUGACAAAAAACAGGUGAAACGUUCAGCAAGGAAAGCAAUGAAACCUUUCAAGCUGCAGUCGGCCCAAAUAAUCCCAAUGGGAGCUUGUGCUGGGGGCUAUAUCAUCCCGAUGCCAAGCACCCCAGUGGCACCAGGGGCAGCAACAACACCGGAAAUCGAGAAACAACAGUCAGAUGAUGAGAACGAUAUUCUUAUUUCAACCGUCGUCCCUGCUGUCAUCAUCGUGUCCAUAUUGCUUCUGGCAUUGCUUGUUGCUUGCAUCCUUUACCGAAAGAAACGGAAAGGAAAGAUGUCACUCUCGUCUGCUGGCGAACACGACGCAUACAGCGGGAAGGGUGCCCCAGUGAUCUUCGCUGAAGAGCUUGAGGACAAACCGACCGACUGCCAAAGGCCCCUCAUCCUGGAUGACGAAAAGCCACCACAUCCACCUCCUGAGUACCAGCACUCAUCCAGCGAGAGCACCCAGUCGACCCCGAACCAAGACAGAAGAAGAGGUGGGCAUCGCAGCGAUGGUGGAGUAAACGAACCCAUACUCGGCUCGCAACCGUAUGAGCCACCACCUCCUGUCACCGCGUCGCAGGGCAAGAAACAACCACGCCCCCACGUGCAACCCCCCUACAGAUCGCCUCCUCCGUAUGUGCCUCCAUAAGUUCGUUACUGAAGUGUAAUUAUAUAUAUAACUGUAUGUAUAUAUAUAUAUGUAUGUAUGUAUACUUAUACAUAUAUAGCGUAUAUGUGUGUGUGUGCGUAUAUAUUAUAUACACUUGUGUUCUAUUCUGUAUAUAUUUAUUUAUAUACGUGAAUAUAUAUUCAUGUAUAUAUCACAAAUAUAUAUAUGUAUAUACAUAUAUAUACACACACACACACACACAUUUAUAUACAUAUGUAUAUAUGUAUAUACAUACAUAUAUCACACAUUUGUAAUAUGCGUGUAUACACGCAUAUUUACACACUAAACACGCAUACAUUAUAUAUAUAUGUGUGUGUGUGUGUGUGUGUGUGUGUGUUAUGUAAACCUCUACCACUGUUCAAUCAACCAAAAAUACAAACUAAUAAUCAAAACAAUGGCCCUUUGCCCUGUCCUCCUGCUCCAGAGGCCCCUACCCAAUGCUCCACCCCCUCUUUAUAAAAACAAAAAAAGACAAAAACAAAAAAAAAACAUGGACAAAGACAAACAAAAAAAACUAUACAAUAAAAUUAACAUUUUACAAAUGUAACAGUUUAUACAAGAUAUACAUGUAUAUAUACACACACACACACACAUCUACAUGUAUAUCAAUAUAUAUAUAUAUAU
This is a messenger RNA of Octopus bimaculoides (California two-spot octopus), 3285 nucleotides long. Its product is annotated as dystroglycan 1. The record is from RefSeq and is a predicted model, not a curated record. Gene Ontology annotation, cellular component: dystroglycan complex; sarcolemma; dystrophin-associated glycoprotein complex. Gene Ontology annotation, biological process: morphogenesis of an epithelium; nerve development; axon guidance. Gene Ontology annotation, molecular function: calcium ion binding; laminin binding. NCBI's taxonomy places the organism in Eukaryota, Metazoa, Mollusca, Cephalopoda, Octopoda, Octopodidae.